This is a messenger RNA of Symbiodinium sp. CCMP2456, 390 nucleotides long. Lineage: Eukaryota; Dinophyceae; Suessiales; Symbiodiniaceae. The record is from the annotation of a GenBank genome assembly.
AUGAACCAGAUCUACGAAACGAAUCCACAGAUCCUCCAAGACUUCCACCGCGCCCUGGUCAGCGGCGGCAAGGGAGGUCCUGUGCGACAGUCGGCUUUCCUUGAAGACUCAGCGAAGGGCCCCUGGGAUGGCGUGACAACCGAGAGUCUCUUCAAACGACUGCACCCCGUGGUUCAGACCAUGAUGCAGAAGAUGCCUAGCAUGAAGAAGGAAUGGGAGCACACGGUCAACUCUGCCAUGCUGCAGAGCAAAAAGACCAGCGUCGGUGAGCAGCAGGAACUUCGAGAAACCAUGGAGAAGAACCUGCAGCAGCUGAAUGCCAUGUACGAGGCCAACCCACGGAUACUGGAGGACGUCCACCGAGCGGUGCAAGGAGGUGCCAGCUCGUCG